CCUCCCCGAAAAGCCAUCGUAAUGGGCAAACUCUCCUCCGAAGACACAACCUGGGUCUCCGAGCUCUCCGACUGGGAGUCAGCAAUCUACAUCGUCGACCUCCAACUCAACGCAACCUCACCGUCCGGCCAUCGAACAAAAAUCAACAAAUCCAAAGAAGCCCUCCCCUACCUAACCUACAUCGUCGAAAACCACUCCAACUUCCCCGAAACCGCAGUCUUCGUCCACGCCCAUCGCAACGGUUGGCCUCAAGCCUGGCACAACGACGCACCAAACUACGACGCAGUCCAAAUGCUCCAAACUCUCAACCUCGAAUACGUACAACAACAAGGCUAUGUCAAUCUGAGAUGUAAAACCGACGUCGGCUGCCCGAACGAGAUGAUUUUGAAUCGAACUCCACCGAACCCCAUUAAAAAUGCUGAACAUGCGUAUCCUCAUGUGUACGCUGCGUUCUUCGAUAUGAGUGUUGAGGAUGUCCGAGAAAAAAUUCCCGUCGUGGCUACGCCUUGUUGUGCUCAAUUUGCUGUGAGUAAGGAACAGGUUCUGAAGAGGGGGAAAGAGGAGUAUGAAAAAUUUCUGGAUUUGGUUUUGGAGUCGGAGUAUGAUGAUGAGACGCUUGGCACUGUGUUGGAGUAUAUGUGGCAUAUGAUUUUUGGGAAAGAUGCGGUGCAUUGUCCGGAUGUUGGGGAGUGUUAUGAGAGGGUUUAUGGG
Molecule: messenger RNA, 711 nt
Organism: Pseudocercospora fijiensis CIRAD86
Lineage: Eukaryota; Fungi; Ascomycota; Dothideomycetes; Mycosphaerellales; Mycosphaerellaceae
Exons: 1
Source: RefSeq, a predicted model, not a curated record